CAAGAUUCGGGCUGGUUACCCCACACCUGCCUUUGUCCCUUGUACGUUAAAUCUUGCAUGUCGCAGUUGGUAUCAUCGGGUUACCAGUGGCUUUGAUCUCGCCCGUCUUUUCUCCUCAAACACAGCCCAUCGGACACGCAGAUGCCCGGCAAUAAAUACUGGUAAUCAUACCAGGUCUCGGUCGCCAAGUCAAUAUCCAUCCCUCUUAUGAGCAAAUGCCCAUGUGCUGAAAAGCCUCGGCAUCGUUGAAGCUACCCCGCUGCGAUAAGACACCCUUCAUCGUAUGAGCUGUGUCAGCUCUCAACACAAAUAACGAUCCCAUAAUCACGUAUUCAGCACGCCUUACCAUCGACGAGUGCAUUAUGUCAUCCACAGCAUCUGAAGCAGCUAAAGCAAUGACAAAACUGUCAAUCACCCCCACAUCAUCGGCAUCAAAAGCGAAGUCCAAGAAAAAGCAGGUCGUAGCUGAUUCCUGGGAGGACGAGGAGAGCAGCGCGUCCGAGGCUGAGACAGAACCCCCGACACCCUCCAAACCUGACAACACUACUCAAGCCGGCGUGGCCGCGCCCCCUCCGACCCCUAUAUCUCCCUCAUACGGACGUCAUGGGCCGGACGGGAAUAGCACGCCCUGGGUGGCGAGCAAUAGUACUGCCGGUGGGAGUUACGGCUACCGAGAUGCCCAGGGUGAAGGCGGGGUGAGACGGCCUGAAAAGACGGAUGCCGUGGCCAGGCGCAUGAUUGCUAGCGCUCUGGGCGUGCGGGCGCCGAAACAGACCGAAGAGCAGAAAGCGUACGAUCGCGCCGUCCGCGAGAAAGAACGCAAGAAACGGGAAGAGGAGCGAGAGGUCGAACGGAGCCGGGCGCAGGAAGCAGAGAAAGCUAAAGCUGCCAUCUGGGAUGAUUGAGGUGUGCUUUAUGGUUCGUACGUGGAUGAACAGGCAACAACUAGACUGGUUUCCGCGAAUCUGGGAUCAAAAUGGAACACCUAUUGAGCCCAGGUUCUACCAGACCAUGGCUUGUAUGAUAGAGGUUUGAGAAGCUCCGUCGGCUCCCAGUGACGUCGAGAAACAUAUCGUGGGCGUUCUUUAGUAUUACCUUGUGAUUAGGCGCUGGUGUUAUUCGAUUUCAAAAGGGUACGGGUAUUAUGACGGAAGCCGGUGCAUAAUGUACAAUCUAUAUCUACAUUUCCUAGUAUGGAGUCCGUCCUUACUAGUAACAUA
Xylaria bambusicola is the source of this 1220-nucleotide messenger RNA. RefSeq lists its product as uncharacterized. The transcript has a single exon. The record is from RefSeq and is a predicted model, not a curated record. NCBI's taxonomy places the organism in Eukaryota, Fungi, Ascomycota, Sordariomycetes, Xylariales, Xylariaceae. Bases 363 to 905 code for a protein of 180 amino acids.